UCCGCCUCAUAAAUUAAAAAGGGGAAGAGGGGAGGGAGAAACAAAUUUUAAUUACUUCGUUAAAUACUUCCUUUUAAUUUGCUGUAAACAUUUCAUUUGUAUUUGCACUUGAAGAUCUUUCCUUGCCCAUCUCUUUUUUCUAGGGUUUUGGUCAUUUUUCUUUUCCGUUUUUGAGUUGUGAAAUUAUGAGAAGCGUGAAGGAAGAAAAACGAGCAGAUAAAGCCAAUGAAGAAGCUAAACCGCUUCGAACCAGGGUGGCGAGACCUGCCCGACAUGACUCGGCGGAUGUUGAGUCGGAUCAGCUCAGUCGGCAAGAGGAUGCGGCCAACCGGAGACUUCUUCGCUCCAAAUACCUUGCCGUGAUGACCAAAAUCAACGAUGCAAGGGAUGAAAUAUCGAAGGUUGAUUCUAAUAAAUUUAACAUCAUCAUUAAUGAAGUCGACAACUUGCAUCAACAAGUGUCGAAGCCGCGAGAACAAGUAGCAGAUGCAGAGGCAUUGUUGGACAUAGCUAACACAUUGGCAACUUCUGUCAAGUCAAUCUCUUGUGAGGGAAUUAGCCUAGCAGACUAUGUCAAUUGUUUAGUUAGAGAGUUUGGGAAGUCCAACAGGAGCCUCGACACACAAGAAAAUGAGCAGAUAUCGAUCAAUUGGAAAGAUAUUGGGAUGGCUGUUUCACCAUUCUUUACAACUUGCAAAGGAAUUUGCACCAUGCUUGGUCCUAUGAAGAAUGAGUUAAAGCAAAGGAAGUCUAUCGUUACUAGAAAGCGUGCUAUUAGACCAACUGAUACUGCUAGGCCUGAAGAGGUUGAUGAUGCUGGUGCUGAAGAGAAAACUGAUACUGACAAAAAUAUGGCAACGAUGUUUGAAAUCUUAAGGAGAAAGAGACAAGUGAAACUUGAAAGUUUGAUUUUGAAUAGAAGCUCUUUUGCACAGACUGUGGAGAAUUUAUUUGCUCUUUCCUUCUUAGUCAAAGAUGGGAGAGCAGAAAUUGUUGUGGAUAAAUCUGGCUCUCAUAUUGUUUGUAAGUAUAUUUCAAGACAAUUAAUUUGUAACUUAACAGAAAUUUUUGUUUGCGUUUUACAUCGGUUAUGCUAUUGGCUCAUUUAUUGUUUUCUUUCAGCGCCCAAAAAUGCUCCUGGUACUAUGUCUGUAACAACCGGCGAGGUUACUUACAGCCAUUUUGUGUUUAGGUUUGAUUUUAAGGACUGGAAGUUAAUGAUGAGCGGGGUGCCAGUUGGAGAAGAGUUGAUGCCUCACCGGGAAGAAUCACACUCAAUUCUUUCCAAGGCAGAAUCAGCUGCAAACAGCUCAGAAGGAGCACAGACUACAACACCAAUCCGAAAAUUAUCUAGGAACCGAGGGUUGGUUUUGCAAGAAUCCAUUGUAGAAGACUCGCCUGAAAUUGAUGAUGCUAGCAAAGGCCCUGGCAUUCGCAGGUGUAGGCGUAAGCUCAAUUGAUGAGUGGCCUUUUCUUUUUUUAAAAUCACAUACUGUACAACUAUUUUGAAUGUUGUGAUGUACAUAGGAGUAGGUCAAAGACCACAUUGCCAGUUGCUAAAUUUUGUGCUAGUAUAUUCCUCUGGCAAUGGGCGCUUUGGCCGACUUUGAUUGAUCUAUGUUAGGGCAGAAUCAUUUUGGAUUCUAGAUAAAUGAAUACAUUUUCUCUAACUUUCUUAUGCUGUGGACAAACUUAUUUGAUUAAUGGACUCCACUUAUGCAUUGUAGUUA
Messenger RNA from Theobroma umbraticum, 1730 nucleotides. NCBI's taxonomy places the organism in Eukaryota, Viridiplantae, Streptophyta, Magnoliopsida, Malvales, Malvaceae. The record is from RefSeq and is a predicted model, not a curated record.